AAACACAAAACGUGGGAAAAUCCAAAAAUGUGUUCGAAAGCUUUAGGAUUGUUACCGCGACAAAGGCGUAUCUGUAAACAACAUUUAGAAAUCAUGUCUACUAUAGUUGGUGCCUCCUUGUUAUCAGUGGAAACGUGUCAAAAUCAGUUCUCAGAUCGGCGGUGGAAUUGUUCGUCCAUAUCUCAGGUUCCUUCCGUUCCCAGAGAUUUAUCUAGAGGUACAAGAGAACAAGCGUAUGUAUAUGGCAUCGCGUCGGCAGCUCUGACACAUUCAGUGGCCAGAGCUUGUAGUAUCGGCGUUACCAGGAAAUGCAGCUGUGGUGCUCUGCCAAACACUGCUCCAACUGGAGCCUUUAAAUGGGGAGGCUGUGGUGAUGACCUCCAUUUUGGAAUGGCUCUGGGCAGAGCAUUUACUGACGCUUCUUUAAAAUCUAAAAAAGGGAAAUCCAAAUCAUCGAAAAAAGCCAUGAUGAAUCGACAUAAUUUUGCAGCGGGUAGAAAAAUAGUAGAGAGUAGUUUAACGACGGCUUGUAAAUGUCACGGUGUGUCCGGAUCGUGUUCAAUAAAAACAUGCUGGAAAUCACUGCCUGAUUUCGACUCUAUUGGGGCUACCUUAAAAAAUCGUUACGCAUUAGCCGUGGAAGUGAAACGAAAACGAAAGAAAAAACAAAAAGUGUUAGUUCCUAUUAUGAAGAAUAAAAAAACAAUUAGAAGUGAUGAACUUAUUUAUUAUACUAAAUCUCCGGAUUAUUGUAGUCCGGACGCAAAAAGUGGUUCCAUAGGAACUCAUAAUAGGUUAUGCGACAAAACUAGUCGGGGUUCUGGCGGAUGUGACGUCAUGUGUUGUGGGCGUGGUUAUGACAGUUUCAAAAUGGAGGUUAUGGAGCGUUGUGAAUGUAAAUACUAUUGGUGUUGCUAUGUGAAAUGCAAAACGUGUGUGAAAACGCUCAAUCUCAGUAAAUGCAGAUAA
Lottia gigantea (owl limpet) is the source of this 969-nucleotide messenger RNA. RefSeq lists its product as hypothetical. NCBI's taxonomy places the organism in Eukaryota, Metazoa, Mollusca, Gastropoda, Lottiidae. The record is from RefSeq and is a predicted model, not a curated record. Gene Ontology annotation, biological process: cell fate commitment; multicellular organism development; canonical Wnt signaling pathway. Gene Ontology annotation, cellular component: extracellular region. The transcript is spliced from 4 exons. Gene Ontology annotation, molecular function: cytokine activity; frizzled binding. The annotation marks the transcript as partial.